GGAGCUCUGCUGCUGUUGGCUGAAAUGGCUCGCUCACACAGAGGACGGAGCCGUGAUUAAACCGUGUGCGGCUCCAAACCGUGACUGCAGCGCGGUCCCCCGGGGCCCGGCGGGCCCAGCUGCCGGAUCAGACCCGAGGCUGGGCUGUGAGGGGCCGCAGGAGGAACCGGAGAACCGGCCGGAGGUCCGCGGCUCGUCGGAGCGAAAAGAGCCGCUGUUUCGGAUGAUCUGGUUUCCCUGCUAUCCGGUGACAGACCUCCUUUAGCAUCCCCUGUGCUCACAGUAUCAACACAUGUUAAAAACACACCGGAAACCUGGUUUAUGGCAAAGUUUUAACAUCUGUUGUUCUUAAAAUACUUAAAUACGGAUUUCUGGCAACUUUUAAACAUUGCUGUUGCUAAAACCAACAAAGAACACUGAAGGAAGUCGGUCACCAGUUUGCAGGGGGACCAGUUAAUCCGUCACACCGGAGGACGGUCUGCGGAGCUCCGGCGGAGUUUUCCUUCCAAGCUCAACAAAACCACGGCAGAGUGUGAGGUGGAGCAGCAGCGGUGAUGGUGCAGCAGGGUGGGGCCGGUGGGGGCUGCAGCCCUGCAGGUGGAUGAUCGGCGCCGCCGGCGGUCAGGAUGCACAUCGCCUCCGUGGGCGUCACCAAGUCCUGCUUCCUGUUGUCCCUGGCGUCCUGCGGCCUCCUCCUCCUGCUGAUCCCCGCCCUCCAGCCCCCGGCACGCCAGGCGGAGCUCCCCCAGCCCCGCCGCCACGCCGCGCCCCCCCACACGCCGGAGCUUCGCAGACCCGCUAACCGCACCCUGUCCGGAGGAGACGCUCCGCCCCAACGCGCCGGGCCCCGGGAGCAGCUGGAGGGCCGGGACCUGUUUAUCGCGGUGAAGACCACCAGGAAGUACCACAAGUCCCGGCUGGAGCUGCUGAUCCAGACCUGGGUGUCCCGGGCCAAGGAGCAGACCUACAUAUUCACCGACGGGGACGACCAGGAGCUGCGCCUGAGAACCGGAGUGAACAUCAUCAACACCAACUGCUCGGCCGCUCACACCCGCCAGGCGCUGUGCUGCAAGAUGUCGGUGGAGUACGACAAGUUCAUCGAGUCGCAGAGGAAGUGGUUCUGCCACGUGGACGAUGAUAACUACGUGGUCCUGCCCAGCCUGCUGCGCCUGCUGUCCUCCUACCACCACAGCCAGGACGUGUACCUGGGCCGGCCCAGCCUGGACCACCCUAUCGAGGCGGCGGAGCGGGUGAAGAGCGACGGCUCGGUGUCGGUCCGGUUCUGGUUCGCCACGGGCGGAGCCGGGUUCUGCAUCAGCCGCGGUCUGGCACUGAAGAUGAGCCCGUGGGCCAGUCUGGGGAACUUCAUCAGCACGGCGGAGAAGCUCCGCCUCCCGGACGACUGCACGGUGGGCUACAUCAUCGAGGCGCUGCUGGAGGUCCCGCUGACGCACACACACCUGUUCCACUCCCACCUGGAGAACCUGCAGAAGCUGCCGGCAGACGGCGUGCUGCAGCAGGUGACUCUCAGCUACGGAGGCUUCGACAACAGGAGGAACGUGGUGAACCUGCAGGGGGCGUUCUCCCUGACCGAGGACCCCACCAGGUUCAGGAGCGUCCACUGCCUGCUGUAUCCCCACACCGAGUGGUGUCCUCAGUCCAGAGCGCCGUCCGGGCCCUGAGGACGCCGUCUGGAGAGCCUGGUGAUGAGGACGUGUCUCUGAUGGUCCACGUUCUCCUGACUGAAGUGGACGUGUCACUGCUGGACACAGAGACGAGUGACGCUGUGGGCGGGGCUUCAGUGAGGCCUGCUUCCUGCUUCCUGGAGUCUUUGAUCUGGAUCAGAUGAUCGGAUCAGUUCCAGUCUGAUCUGGACCUCGGUGUUAUUAGAAACGCUCCGUCUCCGUGGAAACGGGUAAAGUCAGACUUUGUGGAAACACUCGGUGCGUCUCCGUCCGUCCCCUCCAGAGGGCGGAGACCAGCUGCUGCGACUCAGCGGCUCCCUCUAGUGGCUCGGUGUUUUCAGCGUUCCUGUCGUCCAGCCCUGAAACCCCGUCUCCUGAAGCGCGGCGUCAGCAGGACGGAGACGUCCUCCAACAAUCAACCUUUGAACUCAGAACCGACUGAAAGCUGCUGAAUGGACGGCGUGUCUCCGUCAGUCUCACCAAAGACCAGGAUCCUGGAGUCCUGCAGUCCUGCUGCGGGUCAGUGGAGCGCUCUGGAAACCGUUCUUCUUCUGCUGUUUCUACGACAAUAAAAACCUCUGAAAACAC
This is a messenger RNA of Salarias fasciatus (jewelled blenny), 2273 nucleotides long. Its product is annotated as beta-1,3-N-acetylglucosaminyltransferase radical fringe-like. Gene Ontology annotation, molecular function: glycosyltransferase activity. Gene Ontology annotation, cellular component: membrane. The record is from RefSeq and is a predicted model, not a curated record. The coding region runs from base 627 to 1682 and encodes 351 amino acids. The transcript has 9 exons. NCBI's taxonomy places the organism in Eukaryota, Metazoa, Chordata, Actinopteri, Blenniiformes, Blenniidae.